Molecule: messenger RNA, 1917 nt
Organism: Brassica napus (rape)
Lineage: Eukaryota; Viridiplantae; Streptophyta; Magnoliopsida; Brassicales; Brassicaceae
Product: F-box protein At3g08750
Exons: 1
Coding region: 156-1361 (401 amino acids)
Molecular function (GO): protein binding
Source: RefSeq, a predicted model, not a curated record
GCUUUCUGUAUUUAAUUUUAAUUAAUGUGCUUAACCGAUUUCAUGGUUUUGGUUUUUAACAGUUUUAACGGUUAAAAGAACCACAGAUUGUUUAGUUAGUCGUUUCCUUCUUUCAAGAACCUCUGAAACGACUCGAAUCUUUCAGAGCGGGGUCCAUGGCGUCUUCGAAGCGUUCGUGGACGUUGUCUUCGUUGCCACCGGAGAUAAUAGAAGAAAUACUCUACAGGGCUCCGCCUGAAUCUCUACUCCGGUCAAAACCGACGUGCAAGCAAUGGCACGCUCUCAUCACCAGCAGAAGAUUCAUCUACGAACACUUGCGUCGCUCCCCGCAAAGAUUCAUAAGAACCGAUGAGACAGUAGUACAGAUCAUGGAUCCGGUGACAAGAAGACGCUCAGAUUCACCACUCCCGAAAGAGCUCCAACGUCCGUACGAUGUAAAUGUGAUGAUACACUGCGAUGGACUCAUGUUGUGUAUGCGUGGUCACUUUCAAUAUAGAAAGACCAACCUCGCGCUUUGGAAUCCCGUUUUGAGGGAACUCAGAUGGAUCAAACCGUCCAAGUGUUUCACGCCUUCUGAUUACUACGGGAUCGGAUACGACAUCAACAAGUCUCGUUAUGAUUACAAGAUCUUGAGGUUUUAUGAGCGCCGCUAUGAUCAUUAUAUGCGUCAUGAUGAUUAUUAUGAUGAAGAUGAAGAUGACGAUGACGAUGAAGCAGAGGUUGAGAUAUAUGAGUGCAAGACUCGUUCGUGGAGAACUCUUGGCGAUGCCAAGGUUGAUUGCUGGGAUGUAGAUAUCACGUGCAAAGGCGUGUCCGUGAUGGGUAACAUGUACUGGUUUGCUCAGAAGUAUUGGGAAGCUGAGAAGAAGCACAGAAGCUACAUUCUAGGUUUCGAUUUCUCAGCUGAAACGUUCAAGGACGUAUGCUUUGCUCCUCCCUCUCGUGGCGAUAAUUAUCUAGCCUGUUUCGAUGGAGAUAGAUUGUCUUUGCUACAGCAAGAUCAAGAAACGACAAGCCCGAUUGAGGUGUGGGUUUCAAGCAAGUUGGCUGGUGAUGGGGAUGUCUUGUUCAGCAAGUAUUUCAGCGUGUCCCGCCCCGAUCUUCCGGCGUUACUGUUCCAUACAGAUAUGGCUCAUCCGGUGUACUGCGUUGGGAAGCACAAACGCGUUAUGGCAUGGUGCGAGGGAGAUGUGUAUGAUGGUGAUGAUAAGAUUCCUCCUACUUGCGUCAUUUUCUAUGAAAUUGAUGAGGGUGGGGUAAGAAGACAGCUUGAGACAGAGCGACACUACGGGUCUGGCUAUUCUGGGACUUUUCUUUGUGGCUACGUAUACGUUCCAAGUCUAGUCCCUCUUCCGGUAUAAGGGGUGGAUAAGAGGGUUUUGGUUCUGUCUUCUAAGCUUUCGUUUUAGUCUUUGUGUUGUUGAUACUCUGCGCUGUAUAUAUGUUACUGAAAAUGACAUUGGUUUUGGUUUUUGUAUGACAAUCUUGAGAGGGUUUAGGUUAUGGUUCACAGAUACUUAUGAAAAUGCAACUUAUGAAAAACUGCAAUUAGCUCAAUUUGAUAAAGAAAAAAAAGAGAAAAAAAAAAAAUCAUUUUGUAGUAAAGUUUGAUUGAAUUCUAUUUAUAUAUAAAGAGUAAAGAAAAAUCUACAGAUUACCCCUAGAAAAUAUUUGAAGAAUGCAGAGCAUUGUGUUUGUAACAUUUUUCUGAUAAAAACAUUUGUAUCGCAAAUGAGUAACAAACUAAACUUAUUAACAACACUAACAGAUUAUUAUUAGAUUGAAUUCCGGAGGGAAAGAAGCAAGAAAGACACGGUUCGGUUGGCUUUACUGAAACUGACAUUGGUUUUUGUAUGACAAUCUUGAGAGGGUUUAGGUUAUGGUCCAUAGUUGUAUCAUUUUCAACAAAACUUAUGA